Molecule: messenger RNA, 588 nt
Organism: Heterobasidion irregulare TC 32-1
Lineage: Eukaryota; Fungi; Basidiomycota; Agaricomycetes; Russulales; Bondarzewiaceae
Exons: 3
Molecular function (GO): RNA binding
Source: RefSeq, a predicted model, not a curated record
AAGAUGUUCAUAGGGGGUCUCAAUUGGGAUACUACAGAUGACUCGUUGAGAAAGUACUUCUCCCAGUUUGGCAAGGUCGACGCAUGCACCAUCAUGCGCGACGCCGCCGGCCGCUCGCGGUGCUUCGCAUUCCUCACAUUCGACGACCCGGCGUCUGUGAAUGCGGUCAUGGUCCGGGAGCAUUUCCUGGAUGGAAAGAUUAUCGAUCCCAAGCGCGCGAUCCCGCGGCAGGAACACCAGCGUGCUACGAAGCUCUUCAUCGGCGGCCUUGCGGGCAGCGUCACCUCCGAGUCGAUGCGUGAAUUCUUCUCACAGUUCGGUAAGGUGGUGGACUCGACCGUCAUGCUAGAUCGGGAGACGGGACGGAGCAAGGGCUUCGGAUUCGUGUCGUUUGAAGACACGGAUGUGACGCCCUUCCUCGGCUUUGGAAACCUGGAGAUCGACGGCAAGAUGGUGAGUGGCCUGCUCUUUUUUUUUGUAGCGGAAAACGCGCUGUCUUCGCUAAGCGCUGGAUUGCUGACUUUAAUCUUCUGCUUUGGCGCCGUCGCAGAUCGAUGUCAAACUGGCACAGCCGCGCUCCCAGCGUGA